AUGUCUUCACCCACUCAGAGCGCAACUGGGCGAAACGCGACAGCUUACUUGGAACAGGUUGGACGUUUCCUGAACGACCAAUCCAAGCCGGUCAAAGAUAGCAGCCAUGCCGACAGUUGGUACUUGAAGUGCACCCAGAAGAUUAAUCAGAAAUUCAAGGACAAUGCGACAAGCCAAGAAAAUAUCGCAAAAGGCCUAGUCAUGACCAUACAUGGCGAAAGACUAUUGGAAGUCGAUAAACCGGAAAUUGAGGAAGCUUGGGGUUUCAGUCUUUCUGUUUGCAAGGACUACUGCAGUCGCGAUCACAUCAAUAUGGCCACCAACUUCAAUCGUAUCGCCGCCGGGUCAACAAGCUAUCUUCUUCCAUGGCUGGCCCUUACAGCGCAGCUGCCAUAUGAGACGGGGGGCACCGGCUCUGACAUCAUGAGUGUUUGCCUUGGACUUGGAAGUCCCAUGCUAAUGACAGUUUCUCUCAUGGUUACGAUUCUCAACAAAACUUGGAUUCGAAAGGCAUUCAGAAAGCUUCGAAAUCAAGAUGGAGUGGAAUCCGGGACAGGGAUGCUAGCAAAAGCAAACGGUGCUGUAGUCAUCACAGAAGCUGCUCAACAAGCACCCACACGUCUCGUCCAGAUAGAACGGGCAUUGAUGGCACAAAUGUUUCUGAGCGACCACAACGGAUGGUGGAAACAAGCUGGAGAUAAACUAAAGACGACUCGUAGAGGGGUCACUCUGUCACUCGUGGCUCAACUAUCAGUAGCAAUCAUAGCCUGGAUUCUUACGGCGGUAGGAUCCCUGAAGACAAAAGUGGGCGAUACAGAGGAAGCUCUCGUCCUUUCCUCGGGAUCUCUUUGGAUCUGGCUGGUCCCUGUCAUCUUAGGCUGGAUUCUUGUGGGUACGCAGAACAAAGCCGGCACCAUGCAGUCGGCCCUCAAAGGGGCCAGUAGUUACCGCCCUGAAAUUGAAGUUGCAGACGGACUUCGGGCUGCUCCAAACGCACGGAACAACUCAAGAAAUGGGAGUACAAGCAGUCGCACAAGACUGUGGAUAUUCAACGUCGCCGGAUUCCAGAAGCAAGAAGGACCGGCCUUCAAUUACGCCCGCACUCUGACCUGGAUCAACUUCGCCAAUAAUCUCCUUGUCGCUUAUGAGGAUGCGAUUCGUCCUCAUAACAUGAAUGCAACUGGUCCGCAGCAACCUCCUGAAUCUCAAGCUGCUCCACAGCCAUCUCCCGCAGGAUCUCAAGCCAACCUCACACAUCAAGACAGCAACAGUAUUCAUCGGGGUCCUUUGUACGAGUACUCAACAUUGGAUGGGCUGUCUGAGGCAAAGCCUAUCUUUUGGAAACAUUUGGCUUUUUCGAUACUUAUGGGCGUCCUGAUACAAUGGGGUACAACCAUCCUUGCAUUCAUCCUAGCCUUUGAGACAGUAGUCAAGGGCCUGGGUUGCAGAUCGGGUAGCUACCUCAUAUAUGGCAUACUCUCGACUGCAGCGUGCGCAUCUUUGGUUCUCUCCGCCGCACUUUCCCACGUUGCUAUGCGAGGAUACGAGAGAAUACGUAUCGCACAGCAACACCAGAAUGAGCCGAGGCUUGGACUAGGAGCACAACUUUGCGGAGCUUUUGCAGUCUUCUUACGGUUACUUGGCUGCUUCUUGCUUGUAGCUAACACUGUAUGGCUUCUGCUGAUUUCUAUAUGGGAGCUAAUUGGCUUCUUCGACAGCUGCUACUGCGCGUCGACGGAGCUAAGUAAGAAAGAGUCCGGUUGGAUCCUUCUGUUCAAAGGCACGGAUGCGCUGAAGGAAGAUGCGCAAAAAGCAUGGGGAGUUGGAAUUGGUUUGGGAUUCGUUCUCAUUUUUGUGGCAAUCGCUGUAUUUUAUCUGGCCUCUAGACAUAAACACGACUAG
Molecule: messenger RNA, 1902 nt
Organism: Colletotrichum gloeosporioides
Lineage: Eukaryota; Fungi; Ascomycota; Sordariomycetes; Glomerellales; Glomerellaceae
Exons: 3
Coding region: 1-1902 (633 amino acids)
Source: RefSeq, a predicted model, not a curated record